Molecule: messenger RNA, 860 nt
Organism: Drosophila sulfurigaster albostrigata
Lineage: Eukaryota; Metazoa; Arthropoda; Insecta; Diptera; Drosophilidae
Product: larval cuticle protein 65Ag1-like
Exons: 2
Coding region: 43-354 (103 amino acids)
Cellular component (GO): chitin-based extracellular matrix
Molecular function (GO): structural constituent of chitin-based larval cuticle
Source: RefSeq, a predicted model, not a curated record
AGUUACUCUGAAAGUCUUAAGUCCGCUGCACUUGAUCGAAAUAUGAAAUUUCCUAUCGUCUUUGUCGCAAUCGUCGCAGUCGCAAUGGCAUCAUCUGUUCAAGAAGAAACCAUCACAAACGAAUCACAAGUUUCACCCGAGGGCUACACAUUCAACGUGGCAACAAAUAAUGGAUUUGAACAUAGUGCAGAAGGUAAAAUUGAAAAUGAGAACACAGAGCAUGGAAGUCUCGCUGUUCACGGACAUUUCAAAUAUGUUGGUGACGAUGGAGUGACCUACGAAGUCAGAUACAUUGCCGAUGAGAACGGUUUCCAGCCCAUCGGCGCUCACAUUCCCCAACCUUUAGAUGAUUAGGUGUUUGAAUAAAUUUACUAUAUUUCAUUCAUUAUUUUCGAAUUUCAUGUUUUAUUUAAAGUCGGGUAUAACAUCAAGUACGAUAAAUGUUCAAGUAAUGUUUUUUGUUGUAAAUUUUUUGACCACAAAAAUGUAUAUACUAUAUAUACUAUGUACUAUGUAUAUGCUAUACAUAUAUACUCAAGAAAAUACUUGAUAAAGAUAAUCGAAAAUCUCGCACUUUAAUCUAAAUUCUUGUAUACUACAAACAUUCUUUAUGAAGUGAUAUAGCAGAGAUAAUCUAUUUUAAUUUAUGAAUCUUCGUCGAGCUUCUAUUUAUAGUAGUUCUUGCUAAUAUUAGAAAGUUCAUUGACUCAAUAAAAGUGAAUAGGCGAAUAUCAUAUUAUUCGUAUGGUUAAAACAUAAACACCCACUUAACUACUGUAUUAUUAAUGGAUUAUUAAAGCUAAUACGAGUGAAUACUUUUAUUCGAAUUUAAGAUAACUAAGACUGCAGUAUGUUAAAUA